CGCACCCUUAUUUUCGCGAUUCUUUGCAUAUAUAACCUUUACUUCUCGUGCUUUUGCAGUCAUUACACGUCCAGCAACUUGAUAUAUAUAGACCAUGACACUUCCAAUGCUUGAAUUUCACAAACAGAUUCUUGCCGAUCUUGUUGACGAAGAUGCAUUACUGAUAAUGUCGCCUGGUUUGGGUCUGUUCAAGGUCCUCACCUCAUUUAUUGAAUUACACACCAAGGGCAAUCACUUUGUAUUGGUCUUAAACACCAGUCAAGCACAAGACGCAGCAAUCGUUGAGAAACAAGCAGCGAUGGGCUUACCACCAAGCGAUCGAUUGCAAAUUGUGGAUAAUGAAACUACGUCGGAAAGCAGGAGCGCCAUGUAUCGCAAAGGCGGUGUAUUUUCUGUAACUUCGCGAAUUUUGGCAGUGGAUCUGUUACUGGACCGUGUAGCUACAGCUAUGAUCUCUGGUAUUGUUAUGUAUAAUGCUCACCGUGUGCGGCCAAAUUCGAUGGAAGAACUAAUAUUACGGAUCUACCGAAAGAAAAACGACCAAGGGUUUAUCAAGGCGUUUUCUGAUCAGCCGGAACAAUUCACAACUGGAUUCGCACCGCUAGAAAACACACUAAAGACACUUCAACUGCGUAAAGUACACCUGUGGCCGCGAUUCCAGGUACUUGUAUCAGAUAAUUUGGCACAAGCAAGCGUGGAUGUUGUAGAACUACGUCAGCCCAUGACAGACAAGAUGGAUACAAUCCAAAAGGCAUUGGUUGAAUGUAUGGAGGCCACCUUGUCUGAAGUGCGACGGCAAAAUACCAUGGUUGAUGUUCAAGAAUUUACUAUCGAAAACUCCUUUUUCAGAUCAUUUGACAUGAUUAUUCGACGACAAUUGGAUCCAAUUUGGCACCGGAUAAGUCCAGCUACCAAACAGCUAGUGGGGGAUUUAAAUACGCUUCGAAGGCUGCUAUCUUACCUGACUGCAUACGAUCCGGUAUCGUUUUUUUAUCAAUUACAAGUGGUGAUUACAAGUAACAGUGCUAAAGACGGUGCACCCACUCGACAAUCACAAUCGCAAUGGCUAUUUUUAGACGCUGCGGAUAAGGCUAUCAGUACUGCUCGAAAGCGUGUCUAUUUAAAGAAGAAUGAUACAGAAUAUGCUACCGCUGAAGGGCCCAUCGUAUCCGAUGGAAGUGCACAGAUACGACUUGUGCCUGAAGAAUUACCAAAAUGGAAUUUGCUGCAUGACAUUUUACAAGAGAUAGAGCAGGAUAUGCCUCAAAAAGAUGCACCUGUAUUGAUUAUGGUGAACGGGACGAGAACAUGCUCACAACUACGACAAUAUAUUAGUGGAAUGAAAAAACCGACAGAGGGUGAUGAGCCAAUGCCCAUAUUGAGUCGAUUGAUCCAGUGGUUCUUCAGCUUGCAAAAAAGUAUGUACCAGAUCCAACAAGAAGAUUCAUCAGCAUCCACCACCACAACAACAACGAGUGGAACCUCCGCAACAAAUACACAAUCACUGUCAUCAUCUGGUCCAUCCUCAAACAGAACGUCGCAGCCUGUACAACGUGGGUCAGCACCAGCAAACAAACGUCGACGCGUUCGUGGUGGAUCUGCAGCUGCAGCGUCGAGUCCGUCUUCUCGAUCACGCUCUAUCGUGGAAGCAUUACAGACAAACAUAGUACAGGAGACAGUGGACUUAUUGAAUGAUCCAGGACCACAAGAAAAAACGGAGAGCGAGGCAAUGGAAAAAGUGACCAUGGGAGAAGAUGACAUUUUGCCAGAGUUUCAGGAAGUCACUCCUGGAUCCAUUAUAUCUAUACAAACUUACGACAAUGAUGUAGACGAGGACCUUUUGGAGGACUUGCAGCCAAGGUUUAUCAUAAUGUAUGAUCCGAAUCCCACUUUUGUGCGUCGUGUCGAGGUUUAUCGAGCAAUGCAUCCGGAACUUGAUGUUCGAGUCUAUUUCAUGAUCUACGAAAAUUCUGUCGAAGAGCAAAAUUAUUUGAGCAUGAUCCGUAAAGAAAAGGAAGCAUUUGAACGGCUUAUUCGCGAAAAGUCUAUCAUGGCCAUCCCUAUGCCACAAAGGGGAACACCUCAGCAAGACGCUUUUGCGCGUGCGGUUAGCACGCGUGUUGCUGGAGGUCAGCUUCGCACCAAAGGACCUCCUGUGGUUAUUGUGGACAUGCGUGAGUUUCGAAGCUCCUUGCCUCCUAUACUUUAUGCUGAAGGACUGAAAAUUAUACCAUGCACCCUGCAAGUGGGUGAUUACAUUCUAAGCCCUACCAUGUGUGUGGAACGCAAGUCAAUCCCAGAUCUUAUUUCCUCGCUCAACUCAGGCAGACUAUAUACUCAAUGCGAAAACAUGUGUCUUCACUAUGAAACGCCCAUCGUAUUGAUCGAGUUUGACGAGAACAAGUCCUUUUCCUUACAAAGCUUGUCGGAAAUGAAGUCCAGCGUAUCAAUCACCGACUUGUCAUCCAAGCUGGUCUUGUUGACAUUGACGUUUCCCAAAGUGAAGGUCAUCUGGUCUUCAAGUCCACAUGAAACAGCCGCUGUGUUUGAUGAGCUCAAAAAAAGUGAAGAGGAACCCGAAGUAGAAAAGGCAGUUUUGGUCGGGGCAGAGAGCACCGACGAUGUGAACAGUGCCUACAACAUGACACCCCAGGAUAUACUGCGCAGUCUGCCUGGUGUAACGUCCAAGAACUACAAGAUCUUGAUGAACGCUGUCGAAAACUUACAGCAGCUGUUUAGGCUUUCUGUGGAGGAUCUGAAGAAGCUGAUUGGCGAAGAGCCAGCAAGGAAACUGCAUCAAUUCAUCCACCACCGAGCUGGUCAACAGCCACAAUAGGCCAACAGGCAGUAGAGGGACAACUAUAGUAGAUAAUGCUCUAGUGAUGUAAAUAAGUAGUAGUAGCACUUGGAGAGAGUGAGAACGACAUAAAAAGGGCGGUGGUUGCACGACAGCCAUUUAGGAUGAG
This is a messenger RNA of Zychaea mexicana, 2966 nucleotides long. RefSeq lists its product as uncharacterized. The record is from RefSeq and is a predicted model, not a curated record. The coding region runs from base 95 to 2836 and encodes 913 amino acids. Gene Ontology annotation, biological process: resolution of meiotic recombination intermediates; double-strand break repair via homologous recombination; nucleotide-excision repair involved in interstrand cross-link repair. Gene Ontology annotation, cellular component: nucleotide-excision repair factor 1 complex. Gene Ontology annotation, molecular function: single-stranded DNA endonuclease activity; single-stranded DNA binding; damaged DNA binding. NCBI's taxonomy places the organism in Eukaryota, Fungi, Mucoromycota, Mucoromycetes, Mucorales, Lichtheimiaceae. The transcript is spliced from 15 exons.